GGUGGCUCGCUCCUCCCGGCUGCUCCGCCGCGCCAACCGGGACCGCGCGGCCGUGGACCCAGGGGGAAAGAGAUCGGUGCUGGGAGAAAGAGUCACACUUGUCUAGCCCCGGUAGUGCGGCGGUUGGGCUCGGGAGGUGAAGGUCAACUCUCCGCGGCUUAUUGUGUGGGGGGUGACUGGAUGGGCUGUCGGGGCAUGAGACGCCGGAGGUUCGGUCCUGAAGGAGAGGAAACACACCUGGGUCACACCGCCGUCGCAGAAGCCUGGAGAACACAGGAGCCUCCGUCGCAGAAGCCUGGAGAACAGGGCCUGGUUGCUCUAAUAACCGGAGGAGCCUCUGGUCUAGGUCUGGCCACAGCAGAGCGACUGGUGGGGCAAGGGGCCACUGCUGUGCUUCUGGACCUGCCCGACUCUGAUGGGGAGGUCCAAGCCAAGAAGUUAGGGAAGAGCUGCGCCUUUGCCCCAGCUGAUUGGACCCAUCUCCUUGUCCCUUUUGGCCUGAGCCCUCCGUCCAGCACUGUGGGAGCACCUGCAAUAAGGAAUGUACAAAGCCUGGAUCCCCAGCAGUGGGGAUGGGAAUUGGAUAUAUCACAAUCUCCUGGAGGGGGUGACCUCAGAGAAGGAUGUGCAAGCAGCCCUGACUCUAGCAAAAGAAAAAUUUGGCCGUGUGGAUGUGGCAGUCAACUGUGCAGGCAUUGCAGUGGCCAUAAAGACAUACAACUUAAAGAAGAAUCAGGCCCAUUCCUUGGAGGACUUCCAGCGAGUUCUCAAUGUGAAUCUCCUCGGCACCUUCAACGUGAUCCGCCUGGUGGCCGGUGAGAUGGGCCAGAAUGAGCCAGACCAGGGAGGCCAGCGUGGGGUCAUCAUCAACACUGCCAGCGUGGCUGCCUUUGAGGGCCAGGUUGGACAAGCUGCAUACUCUGCUUCCAAGGGGGGCAUAGUGGGCAUGACCCUGCCCAUUGCUCGGGAUCUGGCUCCCAUGGGCAUCCGAGUGAUGACCAUUGCUCCAGGCCUAUUUGGCACCCCGCUGCUCACCAGCCUCCCAGAAAAAGUGCGCAACUUCUUAGCCAGCCAGGUGCCCUUCCCCAGCCGACUGGGUGAUCCCGCUGAGUAUGCUCAUCUGGUACAAGCCAUCAUCGAGAACCCAUUCAUCAAUGGAGAGGUCAUCCGGCUGGAUGGGGCCAUCCGCAUGCAGCCUUGAAGGGAGAGGGCAGAGAAAACACAUGCUCUUCUCUCCCUGCUUCCCUUGGAGUACUUUACUGCAGCCUGGGAGGAAGUCCCACAGCCAUCUUGUAACUCUGCCCAGUAGUCACACUCUGUGCCUAAUAAAGUCUCUGUUUCUCACA
Mirounga angustirostris (Northern elephant seal) is the source of this 1346-nucleotide messenger RNA. It is a transcript of the gene HSD17B10, whose product is annotated as hydroxysteroid 17-beta dehydrogenase 10. Gene Ontology annotation, molecular function: estradiol 17-beta-dehydrogenase [NAD(P)+] activity. Gene Ontology annotation, cellular component: mitochondrion. The record is from RefSeq and is a predicted model, not a curated record. Lineage: Eukaryota; Metazoa; Chordata; Mammalia; Carnivora; Phocidae. Gene Ontology annotation, biological process: androgen metabolic process; estrogen metabolic process; fatty acid metabolic process. Bases 542 to 1201 code for a protein of 219 amino acids. The transcript has 7 exons.